CAGUCGAACAUUGACAACCCUUUUGAAAAUGCCCCUGUAGGUCACGACUCUUGGUGCAUAUGUUCUUGCAACUUCAUAGAGCUCGUAUCAGUCUCAACCAUCGGAUUUGUAUCGAUUCCGGUUUAACCGAUUCCCUUGACCCGACCCGCCCGGUCGAGGGGAAGAGAGGUGGUCAAGGAAACCGCAGGAGGGAAGGGCGCGACGACACGAAGGGGGCCACGCGGUGGGGCUAUUGCCGUUUUGUCAAAAGCCUAAACACGUGCCACCUCCGUGAUUCCGGAGCAAAACAAAAAAUAAAAGGCCCCUCCCUUCAAACAGUGGCAGUAUCGUAAAUAGUGGACUUUCCCAGGGCAAAUAACUCCACCCACUACGUUUUUAGCUCACCUUCUCCAAACCAAACCUCCAUCCAUAAUUACUUUCCCCUCAGCGGAACGGAAAGGGACCCGCCCCUUCCUCCCCGCCAAAUCCUAAUCCGAAACCGGCGAGAGAGAGAGAGGGGGGUCGCCGUUGGCCGGAGGAGAUGGCGUCGGGGACGAGGACGCCGACGUGGAGGGAGCGGGAGAACAACAAGCGGAGGGAGAGGAGGCGGCGGGCGAUCGCGGCGAAGAUCUACGCUGGGCUGAGGAUGUACGGGAACUACAAGCUCCCCAAGCACUGCGACAACAACGAGGUCCUGAAGGCCCUCUGCAAUGAAGCCGGCUGGACCGUCGAGGAAGACGGCACUACUUACCGCAAGGGAUGCAAACCCGUGGAACGCAUGGAAAUUGUGGGAGGCUCGACAUCGGCGAGCCCGUACUCGUCGUACCAGCCCAGCCCCUGUGCAUCCUAUGACCCGAGUCCUGCCUCAUCGUCCUUCCCGAGCCCGGUUCGGUCUAAUUGCCCUCCCAAUCCAAAUGGAAGCGCCGAUGCGAGUUCUCUCAUCCCAUGGCUCAAAAAUCUCUCAUCGGGCUCAUCCUCAGCUUCGUCCAAGCUUCCUUUCAAUCUCUAUGGGGGCUCCAUAAGUGCUCCUGUCACGCCCCCUCUGAGCUCUCCUACCUGUCGAACCCCAAGAACUGACUGGGAUGACCAGAACAGUGGAAUGGCUUGGGCAGGGCAUGGGCAGCAUGGUUCAUUCCUGCCAGCAUCGACCCCUCCAAGCCCGGUCAGGCAAGGCAUUCCUGACUCUGGCUGGCCGAGUGGGCCCUCUUCGCCCACAUUCAGCCUCGUCGCUCGGAACCCAUUUGGCUUCAAGGAGGAUUGUCUGUCUAGGGGAGCGUCAAGGAUGUGGACCCCGGGGCAAAGCGGGACAUGUUCUCCAGCAAUUCCUGCUGGGCUAGAUAACAAUGCGGACAUUCCGAUGUCAGACUGUACAAUUGCAGCGGAGUUUGCUUUCAGAAGCAACGCGGUGGGAUUUGUGAAACCGUGGGAAGGGGAGAGGAUUCAUGAGGAGUGCGUCUCUGAUGAUCUCGAACUCACUCUCGGGAACUCCAGCACCAGGUAAAUGCAGGUUUAUGGAGAGUUGUAGCUUUUAUGUGUCCUGCCUGAGCCAUUUGCAGCAGUUUAUUGUGGAGAUUGAAGUCUGGGUGUUUCAAUUGGCAUGAAGAGCCAGCCAAACAAGUACAGUGACUAGGACAGGAUCAGCUGUCUUUGUUUUAUCCUUCCUUUCUCUAUUUUCCUUUUCAGUUUUUUCUUUUUUAAUUUCUUUGUUGUUCAGAAGAACCAAAAAAAUUAAAUUAUAAAUAGUUCAUGAGUGGUGAAUUUGCCCAAUUCAGUUUGCUAAGCUGCAAUUUCUCAA
This is a messenger RNA of Punica granatum (pomegranate), 1774 nucleotides long. The record is from RefSeq and is a predicted model, not a curated record. NCBI's taxonomy places the organism in Eukaryota, Viridiplantae, Streptophyta, Magnoliopsida, Myrtales, Lythraceae.